GCCUUCUCCUUCUACCUCUUCCCUUUAAUUCUCUUUUUCUCUUUGCUUUCUUGGUCUCUGGUUUUCCCUUAGACUGAUUCUCCACCUUGUUUUUCUUAAAGAACCCAUCAACCUUUUAUAAAAGAAGCACAAAAAAAAAAGAAAUAGAAAUAUAAAAUAUAUAUUUAACCAUGGUUUUCUCAUCUCUUCCAGUCUACUUAGAUCCUCCCAAUUGGCAGCAGCAGCAUAAUGAUCAUCAACAAGGAACUGGCGGCAGUGAAAACCCUCAGCUUCCACCACCACCUCCUCAUGUUGGAGCUGGUGGUGGAACCAUAGCCAUUAGACCCAGCUCGAUGGCGGAUCGAGCCAGGCUAGCCAAGGUUCCACAACCAGAAGCAGCCCUCAAGUGUCCAAGGUGUGACUCCACCAACACCAAGUUCUGCUACUUCAACAACUACAGCCUCUCACAGCCACGCCACUUUUGCAAGGCGUGCCGGCGGUAUUGGACCAGAGGAGGUGCUCUUAGGAACGUUCCCGUCGGUGGAGGUUGCCGGAGAAACAAGAAAAACAAAAGCAGCACCAGCUCAAAAUCACCAGCUUCCACCCAGAAACAAGCUGAAGUAAUCACUGCUCAUAAUUUGCCACAGCAAACACCUCAUUUACCCUUCAUGGCUUCUCUGCAAAGCUUUUCUCAGUAUGGUUUGGGUAAUAUUGGGUUAAACUAUGGGGGUAGCGGGCAAGCUGAUAUUGGGUUCCCUUUGUUUGAACCAAGCAAUGGUUUAUAUCCAUUUGAAAGUGAGGGUAUUGAAGCGUCAUCAUCUUCCAUGGUGGGAGAAAGCCAACUCCUUGGCUCUAUGAUUUCAAGCUCUAGGGCUUCUCAGCUAGCUCCUCCAAUGAAAACUGAAAACAACAACAACAACAACAAAGGGCUAAAUCCAUCAAGGCCACAGUUGGGUAUUUCAGAGAAUAAUCAGUACUGGGGAGGAAAUAGCUGGACAGAUAUAUCAGCUAACCAUCUCUUGUAAGCUAUAGGUCCAGUCUUUCUUGAUAUCAUUCAACUUAAAGCUGAUGUUGAAGCUUUAAUGACAGAUAUUUGACAUAAAGUUGCAUUGAUCACCUUAACUACAUAACGGUUGUUGUAUUGAUGUUGAAGCUUAGAAUUUAGAGUGAGGAACUUGUCUCAUCAUCUAUGGAAAAAAACAAACAAAGAUUGCUAGAAUGGAUAUGUUUCAUACUAUGUAUUAUGGGGUUUUUUCUUUGGUGUUUUAUUUUGUUUCAUAAGCCUGUUGACAGAUUUGGUCAUGAUCUAUGUAUGUUUUGGCUAUGUGAAGUUUUGGGAUCUGUUAUCUGACAUGAUAAGCUAA
Molecule: messenger RNA, 1343 nt
Organism: Gossypium raimondii (Peruvian cotton)
Lineage: Eukaryota; Viridiplantae; Streptophyta; Magnoliopsida; Malvales; Malvaceae
Product: dof zinc finger protein DOF3.6
Exons: 2
Coding region: 171-1004 (277 amino acids)
Biological process (GO): regulation of DNA-templated transcription
Molecular function (GO): DNA-binding transcription factor activity; DNA binding
Source: RefSeq, a predicted model, not a curated record